AUGUCUCAGGACGAGUUCACCGACUGGUACUUCCGUGUCACCAAGAGCGACCACCUGACCGAGCUCAAGGCCAAGAUGAAGAGAAUGUGUGACAAGUCAGGCAUCAAGAAGCGCCAUUUCCACCACACCGAGGAGACGAUCGGCGGGCACCCGGAGUUCCUGGACCGCGCGGCUCCGUCGCUCGGCGCGCGGCUGCGCAUCUCCGCGGACGCCGUGCCCGAGCUCGCCGCCGCGGCGGCGGGGCGGGCGAUCGUGGAGUGGGGCCGGCAGGCUGCCGACGUCACGCACCUCGUCGUCGCCACCAACUCCGGCGCCGACGAGCCGGGCGCCGACCUCCGCCUGGCACUUCUCCUGGGCCUCCGCCCGGCCGUGCGCCGCACCUUGCUGUACCUCCACGGGUGCUCGGCGAGCUUCGUCGCGAUGCGGCUCGCCAAGGACAUCGCCGAGAACAACCGCGGCGCGCGCGUGCUCGUGGCCUGCGCCCACGCCGCCGUCCUCCCCUUCGGCGCCCCCGACGAGGCCCAGCUCGACGCCCUUGUCGCCACGGCCCUCUUCAGCGACGGCGCCGGCGCGGCCAUCGUCGGCGCCGGCCCGACAGACCCCGUCGAGCGCCCCAUCUUCCGCAUCGUGUCGUCCGCGCAGGCGACGCUGCCGGGGACGGAGCAUGCCGUGGGGAUCGAUCUCGGCGAGGGUGGCGUCCGGUACCGCAUGGCCGCUGAGGUGCCGGAGCUUGUCCGCGGCAACAUAGAGCGGUGCCUGGUGGGCCCGGCGGCGGCGAGUGGCGGCGGCAGCUGGAACGGCCUUUUCUGGGCGGUAAACCCUGGCAGCCGCCCGCUGCUGGACAGCUACGAGGCCGCCCUGGGUCUGGAGGCCGGGAAGCUCGCGGCCAGCCGGCGCGUGCUGAGCGAGCACGGCAACAUGUUGGCCGCGACCAUCAUCUUCGUCCUCGACGAGAUGCGGCGGCGCCGCCAAGAUGGCGAGAAGGAAGAAGGGGAGGGCUCGCAAUGGGGGAUCAUGUCGGGGCUCGGGCCAGGGCUCACAAUCGAGACAAUAGAUUUGCAUGCCUGCACUAGCUAGCAAGGAUACGCAACCAAGCAAGAGUGACAACGGGAGAUCGAUCUCCAUAUUCUCCAACACCUAUGAGGGAAGAUUAUGUGUAAUUCCAAAAUUAGGCGCAAUAAGUGUAUGAUAGAAAUUAUAUUCCAGUGAUCCAUCGAUGAACCAUUUCCCCAUGGACAUAUAAGCAUCUUCGAUAACAAAACGAUUCUACUACCUCCGUCACUAGGGAUGAAAACGGGACGGGAAAAUCCCGUCCCGACCGGUAUCGUAUCUCAUAUAAACCAUCUGUAUACCUUUUUGGCAGGAAAAAACGAGAACAUGAAAAAAACGGGAAAAACAGAGGCAACGGGAACGGAAACAGGAGCUUUUUCCCGACCGUUUUCACGGUUCCCGUAUUCUAUACGGGAAUUCCCAGCGGUUUUCCCGUUUUGAGGCCCAGUCCAGAGUCACCCUCGCCCCUCAAUCUCUUUUCCUGGCCCAUCGCACUCCCUCUCGGCCCAAGCCCAUCCGCCUCCAAUAAAACUCAGCCUAGCUCCCAUAGUCCCGCUCCCAGUGCGAGACCUCAUCCGCCGCCGUCCGCCCAGGCCGCCGCCCGCCCGUCUGGCGUAGCCGCGCAGCACGCAGGCUCAGGCUCCCUACUCCGCUCCCAGUCCCCCGCCGGGCAGCACGCCAGUCUGCCGCCGCUGCUGCGUGCCCCGCCGCGCGCACGGGUAGCGCCGCCCUGCGCCUUACGCGAUUGCGCCGCCCUGCCCCGCCGCCGCCCGGGCGCAGCCAGCAGCCGCAGCGGGAGUAGCGCCGCCCUGCGCCUGCGCCUGCGCCAGUCCUGGGAUUCGUCGGGAGGAAGCAUGGAGGAGGCAGCGGCACCUGUGUCAUUUCAUUAUGUGGGUGUGUGCUUUGGUGGCUGUGUCGUUGCCUAUCUGUUGGAGACUGAAUGCUGCAAUCAUGUUUGUCUAUCAAAUUAUCUCAUGGAUGUGGCACCUGUAUAUUGUUUGCAUGUGACUGAUGAAUGGUUGUAACUAGUGCGCUGAGUUAAAUGUUUCAAGUGGUUAUAUGUAUUGUGUUUCCGAUUUGAGUUACCGAUUCCCAAUCGUAAUCGACAUGUUCCCGACCGAUA
Panicum virgatum (switchgrass) is the source of this 2173-nucleotide messenger RNA. RefSeq names its product bisdemethoxycurcumin synthase-like. Gene Ontology annotation, molecular function: acyltransferase activity, transferring groups other than amino-acyl groups. The record is from RefSeq and is a predicted model, not a curated record. Lineage: Eukaryota; Viridiplantae; Streptophyta; Magnoliopsida; Poales; Poaceae. The transcript has 2 exons. The coding region runs from base 1 to 1077 and encodes 358 amino acids. Gene Ontology annotation, biological process: polyketide biosynthetic process.